Molecule: messenger RNA, 2393 nt
Organism: Hydra vulgaris (swiftwater hydra)
Lineage: Eukaryota; Metazoa; Cnidaria; Hydrozoa; Anthoathecata; Hydridae
Biological process (GO): proteolysis
Molecular function (GO): cysteine-type endopeptidase activity
Source: RefSeq, a predicted model, not a curated record
UAUAAUUUGCGAAUAACAUAUUAACAAGUAUAAUUGAACAUGGGCUACAACAUGGGGGUAUAUCUACAUUGGCUAUGUCAUAGGGGGAGGGGUCAAGGAGGCAUUUUCCCUCCCCCUCUAUCAGAAUUUGUAGUAAGGACGAUUUUUUUUUAUAAAAAAUGUCGAUGAACCCUAAACAAUCGAAUCAAAUUUUAAAAUUCACACACAUGUUUCCAAUUAAAGAUUUAUGUGUUGACGCUCCUAUUUCCUGGAACGAGGCGACUUUAUUUAAUAAGACAAGUUUACCUAAAGAUGCUGAUUGUAAGGCUUUUCGAGCUACUAAUUCUGGUACUCAGCCUCAUAGCAAUGCAAAAGUUGGAAUUAUGUGGAUUUUUGAUAAUGACUUUAACGAACAAAAAAGAUCUGAGGAUAAUAAAUUAUUAACAAAGCGAAUUGGUACUGAAUAUGAUGUUAAGAAGCUAAAAAAACUAGCUUUAUUGGUAAAUUAUGAUGUUGAAAUUCAUAAAAACAAAAAUAAACUUGAAACACUAGAUAUUUUGCAAAAAAAUGAUUGUAAAAAUCUGCUAACGGUUAAUAGUUUUGUGUGUUUUUUUUUAUCACAUGGCUUUAAUGGUGGUGUUUAUGCAAGUGAUGGAGAAAAAUUAACAUUUAAUGAUAUGCAAACUGCCAUCAAUAAAAAUCCUGUUAAUGGGCUGAAGGAUAUACAAAAAGUUUUAUUUAUUCAAGCCUGUCAGGGUGAUGGUGAUGAAAAAGAAGUUUUACAUAAUGAAAUAAGUUUGGCUGAAAAUGCGGAUUAUGGUAUUUUUGUAGUUCAUAAUCCAGAUCCUGUGUCUUGCCAUCAAAUCAAUGGUGGUUUAUCGUAUAUUCAAACAUUUUGUAAAGUAUUAAAAGAACAUGCUGCAACUAAUUCAAUUUUAGACAUGUUACUUAUUACUAGCUCUGAGACACAAAUUUUAACAACAGCAUUCAUGACUUUGACAAAGUCAUUUCAGUUUAAGCCAAAAGGAAGAUUAAAUGAACGUGUUUUAGAGUCAACAGAUUGUUCAAUCAGUCAAUCUGAUUCCAGAGAUGUUUGUACAGAUAGUUUGUCAUUUAAAGAGUCUCUAAAAAUUAAUGAUUCUGAUAAUAUACAUACGAUUCUAAAUAAUAUUCCAAUUGUUGCUGAAUCUAACACAAAGUGUGCCAAUUACAAAGCAGAAAUGGCGAUGAAUCCAAAACAAUCAAAUCAAAUUUCAAAGUAUGCCCAUGUGUUUCCACAAAAUGAUUUAUGUAUUGACGAUUCUAUUUCUGUUGCCCAGAGAGAUACAACUUCAAUUAUUCUUACAAGUUUAGCUAAUGAUUUAGAUUGUUGCCCUUCUGAUGCUGAAAUGUCGAUGAACCCUAAACAAUCGAAUCAAAUUUCAAAGUUCAAACACAUGUUUCCAAGUAAAGAUUUAUGUGUUGACGCUCCUAUUUCUGCUGCCCAGAGUAAAACAACUUCACUUAAUCAUAGAAGUUUACCUAAAGAUGCUAAUUAUUGCACUUCUGGUGCUACUAUUUCAGGUAUUCAGCUUUAUAACAAUACGAAUCCAGGAAUCUGUCAUAUAAUCUAUUCUUCUGAUAAGUUUUUGAAUAUUGUUUUUGAGCUGGAGAAUGUUUUUGAAUGGCUGAAUUGUAAAGUGUAUAAACAUGAAAUUAAAGAUGGACAUAACAUAUUAGAUAUUAUUAAAAAUCUUCCUAUAAUUCAAGAAAAUGUUAGUUAUCUUGUGUGUUUUUUUUUUGGCUUCAAAAAAAAAGCAAAUGAUAAAAAGUUAGGAAUUGGUGAUAUUCAAGAUGCUAUAAAUAGCAAUUCCGCUCAAUGGCUAAUUGGUAAACCAAAGUUUUUUUUUUUUGAAAAUUGCCAGGUAGAUGAAAAUGUAACUCUAAAGGAACAGACAAGUUUAGCCGAAAAUGCUGGAUUUUGUUUUAUACUAGCUUCUACUCCAGGUACUGUAUCUAUUCGUCAACCCAAUCACGGUUCAUGGUUCAUUCAAGCAUUAUACAAAAUAUCAAAAAAACACGCAAAAAAUAUGUCACUUUUCGACAUGGUAUCUAUUCUUUUUUCUGAGAUAGCUACGAAAAAGUACGUGAUAUCAAAUAAUGUAGCCAAACAAAUGCCAAUAAUAAUAAUCAACCCUUUAGGUAAAUCUAUUUGUUUUAAUCCGAAGGAAGGUAAAUUGAAUAAGAUUUAGUUUUUGUGAUUCAAUAAUAGACACCAAGUAUGUGACGUAAUCGUCCACGAUUGUGAAGAUAGCUUCUAACAUGAAUUUAAAAAAAAAAAAUUUUAUACACUAUUUUUUACUAUGUAUUCCAGUUGAUUGUAUAUAAUUUAUCGUAUUUUUUUAAUUCAUUUAAUAUAAUCUUAAAUUUUUAAA